Messenger RNA from Metschnikowia bicuspidata var. bicuspidata NRRL YB-4993, 1620 nucleotides. RefSeq lists its product as uncharacterized. Gene Ontology annotation, biological process: DNA-templated transcription; regulation of DNA-templated transcription. The record is from RefSeq and is a predicted model, not a curated record. Gene Ontology annotation, molecular function: zinc ion binding; DNA-binding transcription factor activity, RNA polymerase II-specific; DNA binding. Lineage: Eukaryota; Fungi; Ascomycota; Pichiomycetes; Serinales; Metschnikowiaceae. The annotation marks the transcript as partial. The transcript has a single exon.
CACCACGACCUGAACUGUGCGCGGUGCUACAAGCUCAAGAAAAAGUGCCUGCGCACGUACCCCGCCUGCGACUACUGCCAGCGGCUGAACACGGAGUGUGAGUACAUCGACCGGCGCAAGCGGCGGCUCCGGUUCGAGGAGGUGCCGGCCAGUCCCGGGGACACGCCGCCCGGGCCCGGGCAGUCGCGGGCGCCCAUUUUGGUGGCGUCGUUGAUGAACCACGACGACGACGCGGAGCAGCCGUUCCGCAACAUCGACCCGCUCGCGCCGCCCGCGGGCCGCGCGGCGCCGCCGGCGGAUCCCGGCGUGUCGCGGACCAGCUCGCGCAUGGCGCCCGCGGCCUUGCUGCGCUUGAAGCCGCUGGUGUCCGUGAACCGAAACGUGAUUUCCUCGUGCGUCGUGGACAGGGGCGCGCCCAGCUUGCAGGGCGAGCUCUUGGCCGUGCGGCCCGUGGCGGACGCGGGCUUGCCGUCGGCGUUUGUGCACACGUUCUUCGCCAACUACGAGUGGAAGUACCCGUUCCUCAGCCGCCACGACUUCUGCCGGAAGAUCGAGAACUUGUCCUUCCAGACCGAGACGCUCGUCGGGCUCGACGUGUACUUGGUCAUGGCCAUCGGCUGCAUCAUCUACGAUGCGAGCUUCAAGACGCUGCACUACGCGGCGGUCUUCAGCGAGUCGUUUGUCGAGUCCGUCGUGGACGUCAUCAGCUACGACAUCAAGUCCGAGGACGACCUCCACAAGGCGCACCUCCUCAUUCUCUUGAGCAUCCACGCCAUCAACGUGGGCAACACCAACCUCAUCUGGAACAUCGUGGGCUUCCUCGACCGCCUCAUUGUGUUCUUAUCCGACUUCACCGGCCUGUCCAACGCGUGCAUGCGCAAGCGCUGCUUCUGGACCAUCUUCAACUUGGACAAGGAGCUCUCGCUCCUGUUGGACAAGCCCAGCCAGUUCGUCCCGACCCCCAUCAUACGGCUCUCUGCGGACUUCUCCGACUCCUUGCACCCGGGCGAGCUGGACAGGAGCGCGGCGUUCAUGGCGCACCUGGUCAUGCUCCACUCCUUGCAAGACCGCAUGCUCUCCCACCGCUUGGGGUUGGUGCCUGCGGAGCAGGAGCUGUUGACCCAGCUCCUGGCGGAAAUCGAGGCCUGGCGCGUGGGCGUGCUGCUGCUCAUCCACUCGGAGUACGCCGAGCUGUCGCUCUUGCAGAACUUCAUUGGCCUCGUCAACUUGGACUACUACUACCUCUUGAUUGAGCUGGACCAGCUCUCGGAGACAGAGUCCUUCCAGUUCACGCUCCAGUUCUUGCUGAACUCCUUCAGUCUCCUCCUAUCAGAGGUCCUGGACAAAAAAGAGGUUGGCGGCACCUCCAUCUACUCGCUUUUCUGGUUCCUCAAGUUCUUCAAAGUAGUCGACUACAGUGUGGCGUCGCUCCUACGUAUGUUGGACGCCAACAAAAACAAGAGCGACUUGAUGAUUCGCUUGAACGAAUUCAACGGCAAUGUGCAGCUCGAGAUCAACCUCCUCAAAUUCUUGCUCGAGAGCAACUCGCGGCCUGCGCCGUUCGUUGAGAAAUUGAAGCUCUAUCACCAGAGACUAAAGACGUUAAACCAGAAACUCGUG